AUGUCUAAAGAAUAUAUUAUUGUCACUGGAGGUGCUGGUUAUAUUGGAUCGCAUACCGUUAUUGAAUUAAUUGAAAACGGAUAUGAAGUUAUUAUAAUUGAUAAUUUAUGCAACUCAAGCUAUGAUUCAGUUGCAAGAAUAGAGUAUAUGGUUAAAAGACCGAUUAAGUUCUUUGAUAUUGAUCUUAGAGACCAUGAAAAGUUGACCAAUGUAUUUAAAAAUUACAGGAUUAAAGGAGUAAUUCACUUUGCAGCAUUGAAAGCAGUGGGUGAAUCUACUAAGAUCCCAUUGGAAUAUUACGAUAAUAAUAUUAACGGGACUAUUAACUUAUUGAAGGUGAUGAAAGAAAAUGACGUUAAAACUAUUGUUUUUAGCUCUUCUGCGACGGUCUAUGGGGAUGCUACAAGAUUCGAAAACAUGAUCCCUAUUCCUGAGCAUUGUCCAAAUGAUCCAACAAACCCAUACGGUAAGACAAAAUAUAUGAUUGAAAACAUCAUAAAAGAUAUAUACACAAGUGAUAAAUUCUGGAGAGCGGCUAUUUUAAGAUAUUUUAACCCAAUUGGUGCUCAUCCUUCAGGUUUAAUUGGCGAAGAUCCAUUGGGUAUUCCAAAUAAUUUGCUUCCUUAUUUAGCUCAAGUUGCAAUUGGUAGAAGGGAAAAAUUAUCCAUAUUUGGCAGCGACUAUAAUAGUCAUGACGGAACACCUAUCAGAGAUUAUAUUCAUGUUGUUGAUUUGGCCAAAGGACAUAUUGCUGCUUUGAAUUAUUUAAAUGAAUUGAGCUCUAAGGAAGGAUUAUUCAGAGAAUGGAAUUUAGGUACUGGGAAGGGAUCUACGGUUUUUGAUGUUUACCACGCCUUUUGUAAGGCUGUAGGAAGAGAAUUACCUUAUGAAGUAGUUGGUAGAAGAGAUGGUGAUGUUCUUGAUUUAACUGCUAAUGCAACUAGAGCCAACAAUGAAUUAAAAUGGAAAACACAUUUUACAAUCGAAGACGCAUGCAAAGAUUUAUGGAAGUGGACCACAGAGAACCCUUUUGGUUUUCAAAUAAAAAACUACAAAUGGAAUCUUUUCAAUGACACAGAUGUUGAAGACUUCAGAAAUAGGUUACAUACUGUAUCUUUUGAAAACUUUAAAGUUUCUAUUGCCAACUAUGGUGCAUUGAUCCAAGACAUUGAGUACAACAAUGAAUCUUUAGUAACUGGUUUCAAGUCAUUUAAUGACUACAAGUCUAAUAAUAAUCCAUUUUUUGGGACUACUGUCGGACGUUAUGCCAACAGAAUUGCUAAUGGAGAAUUUCAAGUAGAUAACACGACAUAUAAGUUAACUAAGAAUGAAAAUGAUUCUAAUACUUUGCAUGGAGGUGCUAAUGGUUUUGAUAAACAAUACUUUUUGGGACCAAUUGCAAAGUACCAUGAGGACCAUACAACCUUAGAAUUUAUUUUGGUUGAUUCUGAUGGUAAUGAUGGAUUUCCAGGCGAUUUGGAUACAACAGUGAAGUAUACCAUAAAGGAAGAUUCAUUGGAAAUAGAAUAUGUUUCUUCACUUACUGAAGGUUCGAAAAGCUCUGUUACUGCUGUGAAUUUAACAAACCAUUCAUACUGGAAUAUUUCACCAAAUAAGGACAUUAAUGGUACCCUUAUUAGGUCAAUUACCAAUAAAUUCUUGAAAGUUGAUCCGAAAACGUUAUUACCUACCGGGGAAAUUAUUGAAUCUCCUCGUGAUUUAACAAAGACUGUUGAAUUAACUCCAGAUGUUUCAUUUGAUAAUUGUUUCAUUGUUAAUGAAAAUGGCUCCUCGCUCGAUACAAGAUCAAAUGAAUUGAUUGAUAUCGUAGAAGCUACACAUCCAUCCUCUAAUACCAAGCUUACAGUUGCUACUACAGAUCCAGCUUUCCAAUUGUACACAGGUGAUUAUACAGAUAUUAAUGAGUACAAAAGUAGAAGCGGAUUUUGCGUCGAGGCAAGUAGGUUCAUUGAUGCUGUAAACAAUAAGGAAUGGUCCAAGCAGGUUGUGUUAAGGAAAGGAGAAACUUAUGGUUCUAAACUUAAAUUUUCGUUAUCCUCUGUUAAUAAUUAA
Debaryomyces fabryi is the source of this 2073-nucleotide messenger RNA. RefSeq names its product bifunctional UDP-glucose 4-epimerase/aldose 1-epimerase (gene GAL10). The transcript has a single exon. The coding region runs from base 1 to 2073 and encodes 690 amino acids. Gene Ontology annotation, biological process: beta-D-galactose catabolic process via UDP-galactose, Leloir pathway. Gene Ontology annotation, cellular component: cytosol. NCBI's taxonomy places the organism in Eukaryota, Fungi, Ascomycota, Pichiomycetes, Serinales, Debaryomycetaceae. Gene Ontology annotation, molecular function: carbohydrate binding; UDP-glucose 4-epimerase activity. The record is from RefSeq and is a predicted model, not a curated record.